CUGGUGCGUACCAAGGGUGCCUUGGGUUUGGGCACAAGCAGUGGCAGUCGCUAUAAAGUGACUGCUCGCUGUGUACCGGAAGUUAGUAUAACAUCACCCGUAACACCACCCACAGAGAGUCAAUACGGUUGUGGCAGUAGUACAACUAGUAGUAGUUGUAAUCGUAGUAAUAAUAGUUGUAGUCAUAAUCAUGUAACAGCAAUAGCAACAACAACAACAACAGUAGGCCCCUCAUCAACACCUCCAACACAACCACAAGCAACCACAAUAACAACUUCAACCACUACUCCUUCAUCUGUUAGUUUUUCACAAAAUCAAUUCUAUAGUUUUCCCAACAACACCGCCACCAAUACCAACAACAUCAACAACAUUUACAAUAAUAAAAACAACUAUAAAUUAAACAACAACAAUAAUAAUAACAACAAAAUCAACAACAUUAAUAACAUCAACAACAUCAAGAAUUUGAAGAAUACAAUAUCAAAUCAGACAAACAGUAAAAGUAAAAGUAACUUUGAUUGCUUGUCCCAUCAUACAAACGAAACUAAUUCCACAAUUUUAUCCUCAGGAGCGACUUUAGUAGAGGAGGAGGAUUUCAAUGAACUUACCGCCGUACCCACAACAGCAACAAACGCAACGCCAGCAGCCGCAGCAGCUACAACGCCAGCAAACAUUGUGAUAGCAGCCAACAACAGCGCAACAACCACCAUCAAUAACGACUCGACUAAAGGGAACAAUCGCAAAGUGUCCAGACAUUUGCCACCAUUGAAACUGCAAAGUAAUUGCGAGCCUAGCUCAAUAACGCCUUCGGCUGGUCAGGGGCCCUGUUCGACAAUUGCAGCCACCGUAAGAAAUGUGUUGCAACGUCAACAGGCCUCUUCAACAACAAGUCCAACUCAACAACAACAACCAACAAAAUCAAAACGUACGGCCACGACAUCGAAUAUAACCGCUCCAAAGAACGACGACGAUUUCCAUACACAAGCCAACGAGCAUACGCCUCUGUUCUCGGAUCUUCAACGUAACCAGCAACAGCUCACGCAAACGCCUCCUACAUCGGCUAACGCUUCUACGUUAGCAUCGCCCAACAAUAGCAUAAUUGCGCAAUAUCAAACAAACGUUUUAAACACCACCGGCGUUGCUGCCUCUACUGCCAUACCCAAUUACAACAACAGCACAAGCACCACCAACAGCAACCACACCUUUAGUACUACUGCUGCUACUACUGCAACCACUACCACCUAUUCGCACAAUUCGAAGACAACACGUUCCUGGCCAGUGAUCUAUCGCAAUCCCCAUCACUACGACUACGAGGCCCUUUAUGCCCCCAACGCCGCCAACUCGAGAGCAAACUAUUAUCAGCAGCAGCAACAAUACGUGGCACCUUCAGUAACUUUUAAACAGAACUGCUAUUCGAAUCAAUUCAAACAGUCGAUUAUCUAUUCGUCCAGCAAUGAGGACUUAACUACCAUCAAUGAAUGUGCGUCAGCGGAUGGUGUGGUGGCAAAUGGUAAUGGUGGUAGAAGCAGCAGUGGCAGCAGCAGUAUUUUUGGUGGUGGCAAUAGCAAUCCUAGUUGCAGUAAUCUACAGAAACUUAAUCAACAACAGCAACAACAAACGACUUGUUACUACUUCUCACCCUCACGCCAUAAUAGCAUUUAUGAACAUCCCUCGGCUGUUGUUGCCAGCUCACUGCAAUUCGAUCCUCAUACCUCAGCGGCGACAACAGCAGCUGCUGCCGCUGCCGUUGAGUCUAUACGACGUAGCAAUAGUAUUCUGUUGCGCAAUAGCAGUUGUUCCUCGAAAAUUAUGCAUCAAACGGGAGGCGGCAAUUUAGACAGUCCCACCUCGCUCAAUUCGGCCAUGGAUGUGACCAGUAAUGUUGGCUCCUCAUCAUGUUGCUCAAGCUGUUGCAUGGGUCCACCGCCUGUGCUUUUCCUAUUUGUAACUCUACUGAUGACAACCAGUGCUACAGCAAUGCUUUGCGCCGCCAUUAUGACCGAUCAUUGGGAACAUGUUAAAUGGGAUCGUAUUAGUCUGGAUCGUUAUUCGAAUCGUUCAAAUCUACAGCUCGAAUGGAUAAUGGAGGAUAAGGUGGCGAUGUUGAAACCGGAUAAGAGAGCCGAUCAUCGUUUUCGUCGUGAUAAUCUAUUUUUGGUGCCAAUGCAUGGUGGCAUUUGGACUUUAUGUAUAGAUCUUCCUCUGCAUGAAAUACAAGAACUGAGACGACAUCCAAAAUUUCCCCGUAGCGCACCGACAUGCCUUAACUAUUUGGCGGGCUCAACGGAAAAUGCACGAGGCGAGGAGCAGCGCAACGAUUGGCAACAUAGUGAGUCACAGACCACAUUGCAGCCUCAUUUAAGUACGUAUGGUACAAUCUAGGUGUAAAAUUUCAUGUCUCUCUAUAUAUAUCUGUCUCUCUCUCUCUAUUUCUCUUUAUAUACAAAAAAUAAUGACUUUCAAAUCUAAUUAAUUACUAACUGAGUAACACACAUACACUUUGAUAAAUGUUUGUAUCUAUGUACAAUGUAUGUAUGUUAGGAGUACUAGCGGAAAUUAGCGGGAAAAAUUUAAGGGUCUUUACUUAUGAUUACUUUAUGUAAUGGCUUCUACGGAAAGGUCUAAAAAAUUUAAUACCUUUUUAAGAGAUUCCUCUUAAUAUUAAAACCUUUUCUUUCUUUUCCUGCACAAAUAAGAAAUUCCUUAGAAAUAGAAUGGAAAGAUUUGGUCUUUGUUUAGUAGUAAGACCUUUUGGUUGACCUUUAAAUUUUUCACCGCUGUAACUGGUACUCCAUCCUAUAGUAUGUGUUAUUUAAUUGUGAUUAAAAACUCUCUAAUCACAUUUUAAAUGUUGUGUAAAAACACCUUAUAAUAGAAGAAAAGGAUACAUGUAAGAAAAUGUGUUUUUUAUAGAACGAAAAAAAAUUAAGGAGAAAACGUUUAAAAUAUUUAUUGUAAAACUUACAUAAUUAGUAUUAGUGAGAAAUGGUAUUUCCGUAAUAACAUCACUUUCAAGAUAUUUUGAUUUAAUUUCGACGAAUGCCUGGCAGUGGCAAAGUAAGUGCUGCAGAGUUUUACUGUCCUCUCCACAUCUUUAUUUCUCUGAAUCUUCAAUUUGCUUAUUUGGAAAAGAUUUCUCGUCUUGCUUCCAUCAGGGUCACCCCAUAGAAUCAUAAUGAUUCUGUAUACAAAUGGUUCGGCAUUCAGCAAGUUAACUACAUCGUGCUCCUUUCAUUUUAAAGCAAUUACAUUCCCACAUCGUUUCCGACUACUUCCGAGUGGCCUGGUACCCGUAUGAUGUAAACUUUACCUCUGGGAGAAUGUUCAGUUAAAGCUUUUUUACAAUCCAAUACGGUCUUGGAUUUUAUUCUAUCACCUGAUAUCGCCCUAAUUGCCUAAUUGUUAAUCCGAUUUACUUCCGUUAUUGCUCUGACUUCCUGUUUUAUGAAACCUGGUUUAUGAUUAGGUAAACGGUAGCAUAUUGCUGUUUCUGAGUCUUUAAUAUAGAACCCAAGGAUAACUUUUUUUCCAAUUUAAAGGUAUUCGUGUAGUAACGAAUUCCUGCUGGUAUUUGCACUAAUGUUCCGCUUGACCAAGACAGUGUUCAGUGUUUCAAAGUUUCCGACAUAUCCUGUGUCUGGUAGGUGUUCAGGCUCGUCCGAUGAUUGUCCAAUGUGUCUAGUAUACAUUAAGGAAGGACAUGUAUCAUAAACGCUUUUUUCUCGUUCGCUAAGAAUCAGUAUACGUAGAAAGAUUUUCAUCUUCGAGUUAAUAUUAAGGCCUCUCAGUGGAACCCGUUUUUUUAAUUCUUUGUUACAAAUCCUCUUUUCAACUGCAUCAAGAUGGCAUUUACUUUUAGGUUUUGCUAAGUUAACAUGGCAGUUUACUUGUACGUAAACACUCAGGAAGAAUCGAAAGGACAUCGUUUAUGCAAGGCCACGCCCCUUGCAUGAUGGAAAAUAUUGGGCUGGGUUACGUGUAUUGCUCACUAAUAAGUGGAUUGCGUGCUAGGAUACCCUUAGAAUUGCCAUUCCCUUAUAUUGAUAGUUUAUACAUAAUGGUUUUCCUGCUAAAUUUCGUUGACUAUAUGGUUCUUGCAGGAGCCAAGAGAACUACCCGGUUUUUCUAAAAAUCCGAUCAUAUUUAUUAGUGCCGCACCUCUGAGAUUAUGUUCUUGUAAGGUCGUCCAGCGAUUAAACAUUAAAAAGAUGUUUACUCAUUCGAACUGUAACAAAAGUUACGUUAAGAGUCCUUUAUAGUACUCACUACUUUCAGAGUUAAGAACACGUGUCAACUGGUAACCAGUUCAUUAUAGUUAACAUAUCAAUUGUUGGCGCCAUCUUGCCAGUAACAAUUGAAUUCUAUUGCCUGCCACCACACCACAAAAUCAAGUUGAUACCUUUAGGAUUAACGGCAUAGUUAGGGUAUUCAUAUUUUAGUAUAGUUUAAUGGCAUGACCAAUUAGCUUAUUCCAUUCAACUUUAAGGGCAUGAAUUAUUAUGUAAAAAGGAACAAACUUAAGGCCAAAGGAAACGCUCCACUUUCCCAGCAAAUGUCAGCGUAAUAGAUAAUCUAUUUACAACUAAUUCAUGAGGGCAGACAGAACUCCUUACCUAAGGUGUCCACGUCUAGCAAGUCUUGAGGAUCUUCUUAAUAAACUGCUGAGUUUGUUGACCAUGAACUCGUUCAAGAUUCUCGAGAAGAAAAGACGCAUGACUGAGUAGUACAUAGAGUCCUUUGGUUUAGUAUGUGAUGUAUUUCUGCCAUUAGGAAUAAAGAUUAGAAUUUUUCAAUGUCUUUUUAAGUCAGUAGAGAAGAUAGAAUUCCCAACUAAGUUGUGCCACGUCUAGCAAGUCUUGAGACUUUUUAAAGAGGAUCUUCGUAAUGAACUGCUAAGUUUGUUAAUCCCAAACUCAUUCAAGAGACUUAAGAAGAAAUAACGCCUAACUGAUUUCUUUUCCAAAGAAUAUUUCAAGCAUUUGUCAAGUUUUGUCCACACCUUUAGAUUGUCGAUAUCUGGGCAAAAUAAUCCUUCAUAGUUCAGUAGUUUAGAGUUUCAGUUAUGUCACCCAAACAAUUCCUUAAAGUUCUUUCUUAUAGUCCCACAGUUUAUAGUUUUAGUUGUGAUGUGAUCAAGUCCUUAUUUGCAGUCUUAUAUUGUUCACUCCUUUAGUCCAGUUCAGUGCUUUAAGAAGAAAUUUCCUUUGACCUAAAGUUUGUAGAUUUUGAAGUAAUUUUUCCAUUGUUAGUUAGAAAACAUUCGUAAAGUAGUUUUAUUUCAACUUUUUCCGAAAAAUAUUUCCAGAAUUUGUCUAGUUUUGUCCAUUCCUUUAGAUUGUCGAUAACUGGACAUAAUAAUUCUUCAUAGUCCAGUAGUUUAGAGUAUCAGUUUUGUCUCCAACAUUUUCUUAAAGAUCUUUCUUAUAGUCUAGCAGUUUAGAGUUUCAGUUGUGAUGUAAACAAGUCCUUAUUUGCAGUCUUAUAUUGUUCACUCCUUUAGUGCAGUCCAGUGCUUCGAGAAGAAAUUUCCUUUGACCUAGGGUUUGUUGAUUUUGAUAUAAUUUUUCCAUCGUUAGUUAGAAAACAUUCGUAAAUUAGUUUUAUUGCAAUUUUUCCGAAGAAUAAUUGAAGAAUUCGUCAAGUUUUAGUUUUGUCCACUUCUUUACAUUUCCGUUAUCUGGCCAAAAUCCUUCAUAGUUCAGCAGUUUACAGUUUCAGUUAUGUCCUGAACAAUUCCCUAAAGUUAUUUCUCAUAGUCCAGCAGUUUAGAGUUCCAGUUGUGAUGUAAACAAGUCCUUAUCUGCAGUUUUUUACUGUUCACUCCUUUAGUCCAGUCCAGUCCAGUGCUUUGAGAAAAUAAUAAAUUCAUAGUUUUAGUUAAGAAUUUUUUUAAUAAAAAACUUUAUUUAAAUAUUUUAAAUUUUUUGUUUGUUUUAUACGCUUAUUAACUAUUUGUGUAAAAAUAUUUUAUGUUGUGUAUGCACUACUUCAACUUAAUAAGUUGAUGCAGUAAUUUGCAUUAUUUUAUUUGAAUAAAAAUAUGAAUAAUUUAUUAAUAAUUAUUAUAAGAGAAAAAGAAAAAAAGAAGGACACAAACAGGACAACAAAACUUACUGUUUUUAAGUAGCAAAAUGAAAAUUAAACAAAAAUAUAUAGAUAUUUUUUCAUAAUUUUAGAGAAAUUAUUGAAAAAAAUGAAGAGGUCUUUAGGACAUUUGUUAGUGUUAGGAUGCAGCAGACUCUGGCAGUUGAUAGGAAAAAUAGUAUUAAUAUAUGAAGUAGAAAAGGGGGAAUUAAUUUUUACAUAAAGAAAAAAGUUGUUUAAGGAAAUGAGAAAUAAAUUAAAGUUUUUCACUUUUUCUAGAGAUAAAAUGUUUAAAUUGAAAAAUAAAAGAAACAAAACAACAUUUCAGUGUGAAACAGAAAAUGUAUAUUAUUAAGGAGUUAAAAAAAACACACACACAAACAAAACCAGGAGAAGUAGGGGGCCAUUCACACAACUGGAAUGCAGUUAAUUUAUGAGCAUAUUGUGUAGAUAACAUUUUGUAUUUUUUUUUCAUUUUCUUCUCUCGCUCAAUAUACAAAUGAAAAUUAAUAUUAAUAAAAAUAAGAAACAGACACACACAGA
Molecule: messenger RNA, 6624 nt
Organism: Lucilia cuprina (Australian sheep blowfly)
Lineage: Eukaryota; Metazoa; Arthropoda; Insecta; Diptera; Calliphoridae
Product: probable serine/threonine-protein kinase cdc7
Exons: 2
Source: RefSeq, a predicted model, not a curated record